AUGCUCGCUAAACGCGCUCUCUCGUCUUUUCCUACAUCCUUCUUCAGCAUCUUCGUUCCAAGAUUUUCCAUUGUCCCAGGUGCAAAUCGCUCACUCGCAACCAUGGCUACCGAUACAUCCAAGUAUAAACUCAAUCACACUAUGAUUCGGGUCAAAGACCCAAAGAAAUCAUUGGAAUUCUAUCAGUUUUUGGGCCUCAGCCAGAUUCAACAGCUAGACUUUCCGGAGAAUAAGUUCUCGCUGUAUUUCCUUGCCUACAGCGGGCCAAACUCGUUGCAAGGGGACCGCCACUGGACGGAUCGCAACGCCGUGUUGGAGCUCACCCACAACUAUGGCACGGAGAAUGACCCCAACUAUAGCGUGGUUAACGGCAACACUGAACCCUACCGCGGCUUUGGACACAUUGCUAUCUCGGUUGACAAUAUCGAGCUGGCCUGCCAGAGACUCGAGGAUGCUGGAUACCCCUUCCAGAAGAAGCUCACGGACGGUCGGAUGAAGAAUAUUGCCUUCGUCAAGGACCCCGAUAAUUACUGGGUUGAGAUUAUUCGCCGCGCUGAUGAGAACCUCACCACUACUACGGAUCCUAGCAGGUAUCGCCUCAACCACACCAUGCUCCGCGUCAAGUGCGCAGAGACAAGCUUAAAGUUCUACCAGGAAGUCAUGGGCAUGACGCAGGUGCGCAUGUCCGAGAACAAGGAUGCCGCCUUCAACCUUUAUUUCUUGGGAUAUCCCGCCUCCAACCCGAAAGUGCAGGAGGGCGCUAGAAACCCGGUCGCUGAGUGGGAGGGUCUGCUCGAGCUGACCUGGAACUACGGCACCGAGAAACAGGAAGGAAAGGUCUACCACGACGGCAACUCUGAGCCUCAAGGAUUCGGUCACAUCUGCAUUACUGUGGAUGACCUUGAUGCGGCCUGCGCUCGGUUUGAAUCGUUGAAUGUCAACUGGAAGAAGCGGUUGACCGAUGGCCGGAUGAAGAAUGUGGCCUUUAUCCUGGACCCUGAUGGCUACUGGAUCGAGGUGGUUCAGAACGAGGCGCUGAAGCGUACCAGCAACUGGUAG
Molecule: messenger RNA, 1059 nt
Organism: Aspergillus ochraceoroseus IBT 24754
Lineage: Eukaryota; Fungi; Ascomycota; Eurotiomycetes; Eurotiales; Aspergillaceae
Product: lactoylglutathione lyase GLO1
Exons: 5
Coding region: 1-1059 (352 amino acids)
Molecular function (GO): metal ion binding; lactoylglutathione lyase activity
Source: RefSeq, a predicted model, not a curated record